GCCUUCGACUAGCCAUCCUGCCGACUUGCUGUUGCUGAGCAGCGGCAGCAGGCGGAAAGCAGCAGGCGGUGCCGAGGAGGAGUGGAGACGGUCCGGAGGUGAGAAGCAGCCCGCUCGCGGGAGACAAAAACAAAAACAAAAACAAAAAAACGUCUUUAAGGCAGCCUCAAGGGGAAUACAGGUCGAUUUUGGGAAGCGUGAAUACGGGCUUGUUGGUAGUUAGUGGAUGGCUGCGACGGGGAGCUAGCUGGGACUGUCCGCCGCGCUGCUCUCUUCACCCCCACUCCCCACGGGGCCCCCGACCAGCCGCUCGGAUCCCAGCCCGACGCCCCCUCUCGCUCGUCGCCCCUCUUCAUUCCGAGCAUGGCGGCGCUCCUCCGGGCUAGGGCCAUUUACGACUUCAACUCGGAGAACCCCGGCGAGGUGUCUGUGCGCGAGAACGAAAUCAUAAGUUUGCACAGUGAGCAAGACAUCGAGGGGUGGCUGGAGGGCACCAACAGCAAAGGCGAGAGGGGCCUCUUCCCCGCGUCCUACGUGGAGGUCCUGCGGGGGGACAGCAACGACGCGCAUCCGGAGUCCCGCUACGCCAACGUGCCAUCCACAGGGAGGGCGGACAAUGCAUUCCCACCCCCUGCACAGCUGCAACACACCUACCCGCAAGCCAGUGACGACGACUGGGAUGACGACUGGGAUGACAGUUCCACAGCCGCGGACGAGCCAGGCACCGUGGGAAGCCGGUAUGGGGACUUUGAGGGCAACGGGUCGUCCACCUACACGCUGUCGACAUCGUCAAUGGCGAGGGGACAGCAUCCCAAGAGCUCGGCGACAGUCAGCCGGAACCUGAACCGGUUCUCCACUUUCGUCAAGUCCGGAGGUGAGGCCUUCGUGCUGGGCGAGGCGGCAGGUUUCGUGAAGGACGGGGAUAAGAUUUGCGUGGUGAUGGGCCAGCACGGUCCCGAGUGGCAGGAGAACCCGUACCCGUUCACCUGCACCAUAGACGACCCCACCAAACAGACUAAAUUCAAAGGCAUGAAGAGCUACAUGUCGUAUAAGCUGACGCCCACGCACACCCAGGAGCAGGUGAACCGGCGCUACAAGCACUUCGACUGGCUGUACACACGCCUGGUGGAAAAGUUCCCUGUCAUCUCGGUGCCCCACAUCCCCGAGAAGCAGGCCACGGGCCGCUUCGAGGAGGACUUCAUCUCCAAGAGGCGCAAGGGCCUCAUUUGGUGGAUGAACCACAUGACCAGCCACCCGGUCUUGGCCCGCUGCGAUGUCUUCCAGCACUUCCUCACGUGCAGCACCACAGACGAGAAGGCCUGGAAAAUGGGGAAGAGGAAGGCGGAGAAGGACGAGAUGGUUGGCGCCAACUUCUUCCUCACCAUCAGCACGCCGCCAGCCCCGCUCGACUUCCAGGAGGUGGAGAGCAAGAUCGACGGUUUCAAGGCCUUCACCAAGAGGAUGGACGACGGCACCCUGCAGCUCAACGCCACCGCCGGCGAGUUUGCGCGCAAGCAAAUGAGCGGCUUCCGGAAGGAGUACCACAAGAUGGGCGUCUCCUUCAAAGUCCUCGGCCAGGCUUUCGAAAUGGACCAGCAGGUCUACUCGGCCGGACUCAACCAGGCCAUCUCCUUCACGGGCGACGCAUUUCAAUCCAUUGGGGACUAUUUCGCAGAGCAGCCCAACAAGGAUCUGGACCCCAUCAUGGACCUGUUAGCGCUAUAUCAGGGACACCUGGCCAACUACCCGGACAUCAUCCAUGUCCAGAAAGGCGCUCUGACCAAAGUGAAGGAGAGCCAGCGUCACGUGGAGGAGGGCAAGAUGGAGGCGGCGCAGGCGGAGGGCAUCACGGAGCGCUGCAACAUCAUCUCCUGCGCCACGCUGGCCGAGAUCCAGCACUUCCACCAAAUCCGCGUGCGCGACUUCCGGGCGCAGAUGCAGCACUUCCUGACGCAGCAGAUGGAGUUCUUCCGCAAGAUCACUGGCACGCUGGAGGAGGCGCUGCACAAGUACGACAACGCGUAGCCAGAAACCAGGCUCCGUGUGAUACUAUUAACUGUAAAGGCCAGACGGUCGCACUACUGACCAUCUCAGAGGGACUUCCAAGAGGGAAUUCCGAGGCUGGGAGGAGCAAUGAGUUCAGGAAAAACAGGGGUGUCCAAAAUACGGCCCGUGGGGCAAAUGGGCCAUCCAUUUUUUACACGCCCGCCGCAUAUUUGACAUGGCUAAAAAAGUUCUUUUGAAAAAACGUGAGGAUGCCCCUUACAACUUAUCUGACCACGACUAUAGUAUUAUUAUUGAUGGGAAGAAACACAUCUUUUCAAGAUACACAAAGCAACUGCAGUGGUAUCUUGACCUACAAGUUGAAAUCAUUACGCGGCCACAUUCAUAAAUCAAAUCCCUCAUAUCUUAAAUGAACACAAUGAAAUGAUUCAAAAUGCCACAAAUCCAUUUCAGCCCCAAAAAAUAAAUCACCAUUAUAACAUACUUAAAUAGAAUGUAAAGAUUUAAACAAUUAUUGACUCAUAAUUUUAUGUCUUCAUUCAAUAGACAUUGUGCUGAGCCUUCUAAUGUGUGCACAUUGGCCAUCAGUGGGCGGUAUGAAACAUAGAUUAGUAGAAACGCAGAAAGAAGACUGUCACAUCUAAACUGCAUUUUUCACACGUAUGCAUCUCGAGAGACGUGCAUCACUUGCUUUUCAGGAUCCCCCCCCCCCCAAAAAAAAAAAUUGACCACAAAAUCCUUGUAUUACUUAUAUAAAGUGUGAUGCAGGAGUUUUCAAAAUAACAGAAUGGAACAUUAGAGUGAAAAGCACGUCAAAGUGGCUUUUGCAUGCUUGAAGGGUUUUUUUCCCCCUUUCAGCAGCCUCAGAGGAAAUAGUUUGGACACCCCUGACUUGAUGCAACUUUUCGGCCUUCCGUUUCAGCAAUCGCCAUCAGUUUGGCAGCCGGGAAGUGAUCGCGAUUGAUUUUGACUUUGUUUUCCAGCCUUAUGUCAUUUUUAAAACAGACUAUUAACUCUCGCUGUGCCUUCUCCUUUUGUUAUGGAAGCUUUAUAUACUGUAAAUGUUGAAAUUUCAUUUGUUUGUACAACGCAAAUUUGUGGAAACGCCCCAGUUUGAAUGGAUAUCCGGAUGUUUUAUUUACUGCAUGUGCAAGGACAUCCCAAUAAAUUAUAU
Messenger RNA from Syngnathoides biaculeatus (alligator pipefish), 3178 nucleotides. RefSeq names its product sorting nexin 18a (gene snx18a). Gene Ontology annotation, cellular component: cytoplasmic vesicle; plasma membrane. The transcript has 2 exons. NCBI's taxonomy places the organism in Eukaryota, Metazoa, Chordata, Actinopteri, Syngnathiformes, Syngnathidae. Bases 364 to 2025 code for a protein of 553 amino acids. Gene Ontology annotation, molecular function: protein binding; phosphatidylinositol binding. The record is from RefSeq and is a predicted model, not a curated record. Gene Ontology annotation, biological process: mitotic cell cycle; endosomal transport; plasma membrane tubulation.